AAUUCGCUUCGAUUGUUCGCUAUUACCUAGACAUUAGCUUAAUCGACGCGAUUAGACUACAGAAAAUCGACCUACGUUUUCGCAUCUCAUGAUCCCGCGAAAUCGGGUGUAUGGGGGCGAAGACGCAACGCGUAUACCUCGCUAAGCUGCAUUAGCACUCAAAGGAAAUCCCUACAUCUGGCUCGACGCGGAAUCCUACGGCUUACAACAAAAGCCAUCCUCGAAAUUGAUUAAUUCAAAGAUAUCGCUCAAUUCAGUUGUAUUGAUUGCGACCUAUACUUCAUUUACCUGGAGUGGUGACUACUGGCGAUUAUCUAACUUCAAGUCGACGCGACGAUCUCGUGUCGAGAUCUCGACUUCGACCUUCUUUCAGCUCUUUCAACCUAACUAAACGAACUAGACCAUGUCGCAGCCUAAUAACUCGAAUGUCUCGGUUGGACAAGGCAAUCCAUUACAAUCUCAAAGUCAACUUAGCAGUCAGAAUCAAGUAUUCAAUUAUUCUAGCAACAACUCCCAAGAUACUACCGCCUCGAACGAUACCGAUCGCAUCUUCACUCCACCAGAAAGCGACAGCGAAGUCAGUAAUGGAAUUGGAAAUGGUCGUUUAUCGAGUCAAGAGUUUCAACUUUUACAACUAUCCCAACUUGCUGCCGCACAACAAAAAAUGGAUGAAAUAGACGGAACAUCAGCGAAUGGUGGUCAGUCGAAGAAGAGGAUGGCCGACGGCGUGGUUAAACACGUGAGGAACAGUUCGAGCGUGUCGCCUGUUCGUGUCGGGCACUCUAGAAAUACUAGCACCGUGAGCGUGGCCUCUACAACUGGUAGUCGCAUUGGAGAGCUCUCGGCCGAAUUGAGGACGAAAUUAUCGUACGCUAUGGUGAAGGUUAAUAAUGGCUGGCAAGGACAUUCUAUUGACGAAGUCGAGUCACUCGCGUCGCAAGUCGCUUCUCCCACCUCGAGUACAUCGACAUUGUGUGGCAAAUAUGGUACAUCGGCAAGCCCACGCGUCCCCGCUACUACUACGAGGCAUAGAGCUUCAAGCAAUGUCACUAGCCCUACGACACAUCAUCCCUUACAAAAUCGCACCUACGAGUCAUUCUGGCGAGAAGGAAACAUGAAAUCAACUGCUUCAACAUCACCUAUUUCUCAAGUACCAGCUUUGGCCCCGCCCGCUCCUAUACAACCCCGCCAACCUGGUCAUGUCCAUCCCCGUCGUAGCUCCAAUGCAAGAUACGCACCGGCCUACUUAUCGCAUUCCCACCAUGCUUCUCCCCACACUCCAGCUCAACCAAGUCCACUACAAACUACGCCAGGUCCAGGAAGCGCAAGGACCCCCAAUGUUGACCCUAUACUCUUUUCUCCACACCAAAACGUACGAGAGCAGGAGGCGCUGGAAACAUUAAUGUUUAUGAGCAGUCCUGGAAAUUCAGCUAAUGUUAAGCAUGCAUUCCCUUCUUCUCUUCCCUCAUCGCAAUCAUCGCAACCAGUACAGCCAUUACAACCCCAGGCUCGAAGUAGUGGGCGAACAGCUCUCCCCACAUCGCGAUUAGGAUCAGGGGCUGAAGGCGGUAAUAGCCAAGGACGAAAAAGUUUACCAACAGCGCGGCCACAACAUCAUGGAUCUCAGGGAAAGCGUGUAGGAUUUGAGAAGUCUCCUGCCGGCUAUGGUGGAAUGGAUAUCGACGAGUUACACGGAUCUCCACACAGUAGAGGUACCCCUCGUCGGCGAACCAACGGAUCAGCUCCGAAACCAUCCGUCUCUAUUCCGGCGGGUUACAGCGGGUUAUCCCGGCCAAGGACGGCGCUACGGGGUGACGACAUAGAAAGAAUGCUUGAUCGAGUCGCUGCCGAUGAUAGUUCGGAUUCCGAGGGAGAGAUUCAUCUACCGCAAAGCAGAAGAGCAAACGGACCAGCCAUCGGGGCCUGACAUGAAGUUUUUCUUGAUACCAAUUGAGUUUGACCAUUUUCGUCAGUUAUCUCACGUAUAUAUAUAUUUCCUCCAAGCCUGUACCGUCUAAGGAUGGAUUUAAUUCUUAUUUUCCAUUUUGCACUUACGACCAUGAUGCAUUAACCUAUCGGAGCCUUUCAUGACACGAUACUGGGACUUUUAGGAGCUAUCGGUUGCAUUUACGGGGAGAUUUAUGAGCAUGAUGACUGGGCAGAUCUCUUUGAAAUGUAUAUGUUUGAGUUGAUGAUAUUUCUUUUCCGAUCCUACCUAGGCAGACAGUCAUGUAUUAUA
Hypoxylon trugodes is the source of this 2239-nucleotide messenger RNA. RefSeq lists its product as uncharacterized. Gene Ontology annotation, molecular function: transcription coregulator activity. The transcript is spliced from 2 exons. The record is from RefSeq and is a predicted model, not a curated record. NCBI's taxonomy places the organism in Eukaryota, Fungi, Ascomycota, Sordariomycetes, Xylariales, Hypoxylaceae. Bases 404 to 1927 code for a protein of 507 amino acids. Gene Ontology annotation, cellular component: SBF transcription complex; cytoplasm.